GUGCGACUCGUGCGACUAAAAAACCGAGGAAGUGAAGUAUAUUUUAUCUCUCCUUACAGAAGAGAGAGAGUGACAUAAAAAAAAAUCUCCAUUGAAACGUGAAAAAAGCUCAAGUGUCUCUCUCUUUCUUUUUCUUCAUCAUUGAUCAUCUUCACUAGCUGUAGUGAGGAUUUUGAGAUAAGAGAGAGAUCAAGCGGAGUAAUAAUGGCGCAGAGUAAUUGGGAAGCUGAUAAGAUGUUGGAUGUUUACAUCCAUGAUUAUUUGUUGAAAAGAAAAUUGCAUAAUUCUGCCAAAGCAUUUAUGCUAGAAGGGAAGGUGGCUACUGAUCCAGUUGCUAUUGAUGCUCCUGGCGGGUUUCUCUUUGAAUGGUGGUCUGUCUUCUGGGACAUCUUUAUCGCUAGAACAAAUGAAAAGCAUUCUGAGCCAGCGGCGGCUUAUAUUGAGACACAACAGAUGAAAACUAGAGAGCAGCAGCAGCUGCAAAUGCAGCAGUUGCAACUCAUGCAGCAGCGCAAUGCCCAGAUGCAGAGAGGUGGUCCUAAUCAUUCGUCCCUUGGAGGUCCCGUGAAUGGUAUUAUGGACAACAGGAUGGCCAUCCUCAAAUCAGCUAGCAAUCAGCAAGGCCAGUUGAUCCAAGGUAAUUCUGGAAGUAUGUCUGCAGCUUUGCAGCAAAUUCAGGCACGACCUCAUAUGACUACUGACCUCAAAAGUGAGGUGAACAUUGGUGGAGGUCAAAAGUCUUUGCCCAUGGACCCUUCCUCAAUAUAUGGUCAGGCGAUUUUGCAAUCAAAGUCGGGUCUAGGGGGUGCAGGUUUGAAUUCUGGCAUCAACGGUCUUCCUUUGAAGGGUUGGCCCCUUACUGGAAUUGACAACUUGAGGAUGCAAACACCGAAGCCUCUGAUUCAAAAUCAAAUGCUUUUGGCGGCACAGCAGCAACAAGUCCUGUCUCAGGGUCAGGCGCAAAACAACCUUGGAAGCCCACCCAGCUAUGGAGAUAAUGAUCCUAGAAGAUUUGGUGGUUUGCCAAAGGGUAGCUUGAAUACAAAAGAAGCUCAAUCUGCAAGAAAUGAUGUCUGCUCUCCAAUGCAAUCAAAUUCACCGCAGAUGAAAAUGAGUCAGAUUCAGCAAUCUUCUUCUCAGCAGCAAGACCAAUUACAACAGCAGCAAUUACAACAGAAUAACAGAAAAAGAAAACAACAUUCUUCUUCUGGACCUGCAAACAGUACAGGCACAGGCAACACGGUAGGCCCUUCACCUAAUUCUCCUCCAUCAACUCAUACACCUGGUGAUGGAAUCGGACCAGCAAACAGUAUGCAGCAGGUUAACAGCAUGCCUAAAAGCUUAAUGAUGUAUGGUGCUGAAGGAACUGGAGCGCUGGCUUCAUCUUCAAAUCAGCUGGAUGAUAUAGAGCAGUUUGGAGAUGUUGGCUCUUUAGAUGAUAAUGUGGAGUCGUUCCUGUCACAUGAUGGAGGAGAUGGAAAGGAUCUCUAUGGAACACUUAAGCAAAGUCCAGCUGAGCCCAAAGCAGAGCCCUCCAAGGGCUUUUCGUUUUCUGAAGUGGGAUGUAUACGUACGAGGAAUAAGGUCACUAGCUGUCAUUUUUCUUCAGAUGGGAAGUACCUGGCUAGUGCUGGACAUGACAAGAAGGCUGUGCUCUGGAACAUGGAUAAUUUGCAAACAGAGAGUACUCUUGAAGAUCAUCAGCUUAUAAUCACAGAUGUUCGUUUCAGGCCAAAUUCUACCCAUCUAGCAACUGCUUCAUUUGAUGGAUCUGUGAGACUAUGGGAUGCUUCCAAUCCUAGCUAUUGCAUGAAUGUCUACACCGGAAGAGGAAACCCUGUUAUGUCUCUUGAUUUUCAUCCUAAGAAAAAUGAUCUUUUCUGUUUUUGCGACAGUAACAAUGAAAUUCACUACUGGAGCAUAAGUCCAUUUGCACCAAUGCGUAUGUCCAAGGGAGGUACUGCACAAGUGAGAUUCCAACCAAGAGUCGGACAGCUUCUUGCAGCUGCAUCAGAUAAAGUUGUUACCAUUUUUGAUGUUGAGUCAGACAGGACGAUACACUCUUUCCAGCCACACUCUGAUGUUGUGAACUACAUUUGCUGGGAUUCAAGUGGAGAACUUCUGGCUUCUGUCAGUCAGGAUAGUGUUAAAGUUUGGUCGUUGAGUUCCGGAGAAUGCAUACAUGAGCUGGGCGCAACUGGGAAUCAGUUCCAUUCUUGUGUAUUUCAUCCCAGUUUUCCAACACUUCUGGUGGUUGGAGGAGCAAGGUCCUUGGAGUUGUGGAACAUGGCUGAAAAUAGGAGCAUGACAGUCUCAGCACACGAUAACAUUGUAUCAGCUUUGGCAGCGUCUGUCACUGGUAUGAUUGCCUCAGCAGGGCAUGAUUACUCUGUUAAGCUGUGGAAAUGAAAAGGGUCGUUAUGAGUAAUUUCCUAUGAUCCUAACAAGUAUUGUUCCAAAAGUUCAUAAAAUUCCGGGAAGUAAAUGCUCGUGCUCCAGAAUGUAAUAGUUGCUCUAUCUCGUUGUAAUGAAUCAUACGGGAGUUGAGCCAAGUCGGAGUGUUGAUGGAGAUAUAGAAGAUGACAGAGACUAUGUUUCCUGAAAAAGUUGCUAGCACCGCCUUUUAAUGUUUAUUUUUUAGCUUGUCUUGUAUUUGGCUUGUACUUGUGUAGUUUAAUUUAUUAUGUUCAAAUUUCCUUCCCCGUCUCUCCUAUUUAUGUUACUCCUACUUAAUUAUGUUCAAUUUUUGUUAGUUUUCUGUCGGUAGAAUGUUUUUUCUGAAGACGGCAGCUAUGAACUUGUAAAGUCUUGGUCUUGUAACACUUUUCUAUAUGAUUCUUAGUUGUUUGAUAAUGCAUUUUGUUCUAUCGGCGCUAAGGCGUAUGUCAAGACUCA
Messenger RNA from Amaranthus tricolor (Joseph's coat), 2895 nucleotides. Its product is annotated as transcriptional corepressor LEUNIG_HOMOLOG. The record is from RefSeq and is a predicted model, not a curated record. Bases 205 to 2409 code for a protein of 734 amino acids. Lineage: Eukaryota; Viridiplantae; Streptophyta; Magnoliopsida; Caryophyllales; Amaranthaceae. The transcript has 19 exons. Gene Ontology annotation, molecular function: transcription corepressor activity; protein binding.